AAAUUGAGCCGCACUUUGUAUUCUUCGUGUUUUUUGCUCAGACGUCGAUGUAAGCGAACGCGUCGCUCGUUUCGGUUUCGGUUCCGUUUCGGUUGUUUCCAAAUAAUUUCCAUACCCACUCAAAAGAUACAGAAAUUCUUUGCAUAAACCAUCUGAGAGAUACACAUACCCCAGUUGAACAAUUUCCGAAUGCAUUUUUGGGUUUAUUUUUCAAAGUGAAAAUUCCCCCCACCAGUGAGAAGUGCUGCCUGAAAAUUCUUUAUUCGAAAAUAAAGAUGAAAUAAAAUUGUUAUCGAAAAAUUCUCAAUUGGCUUUGUGCGUGUUUUGCGGCCUGUUUUGUAUCUACGAAUAUCCAUCUGUACACGCGUACACACAAAUACAGAAAUAUAGCAUUUAAUUUCGUCUAUUAUGUGUGCAAUUAUUAAAUAAAUAAAAAAUUUGGUGUGUGAAAAAACAACAACAAAAUUACAGGCAACAAAAAUUGCGGCGCAGAGCAGAGGGCCAGAGCCGGAGCCAGCCAUAAAUUAAACGCGUAAAUUGCGUGGCAAAUUCUGAAUGAAAAAAUAACAGAAGCAGAAGCAGAGUCAGAGAACGGAGAACGGAGAACGAGCCAGAAUCAGAAAGAGAAGAAUUAGGCAUAAGCACUGCCAUAUUGCAACAAAAAGCAUCAACAAAAAAAAAGGAAAUAAAACUGAUAUAAAGAACACUCAAACCAUAUAUCAACAGAGCAACCAAACUACCUCGAUUGCUGCUUGGCUGCCAGCCAACAAAUAAAAGAAAAUAAAAACACAAAAAGUGUGCUAAAGCGAAUGAAGAAUCGUAAGCCCAGUGAAUGCACAGCUCCAAUGUAGGGUGGGGAAAAUGGAACAGGCAAUAACCAGCAGCAGCAGCAGGACCACUUAAAGGACAAAGGACCAAGUACAGUUUGCACAGAGAACGCUACAAACGCGACGCCCACUCCCCCUCACAGACGCACUCGAUCCAAAAGGAAUUCCAGUGGCCAGCAGAUCUCUUCCCUUGCGGCAGAAUGAAGAGCAACGGGGAUGUGGAGGCGGCAACGCCACAGCCUGUGGCAGCCACAAAGGCCAGCAAUGGCCACAGUCAGACCAAUGGCAAUGGCAAUGGCAAUGGCUACCAUCAGAAUGGAGGAGGCGGCGGCGGCAGACGUGACUCCACGCAGGCCUUUACGCCGCUCCUGGCGCAGCACAAUCAGACGAAUGGCGAGGGGCUGGGCAACGCGGGGCCCACCACCGGACAGACCACGCCCAGCGGCAACACCGUGCUGUACGAGAGCACGCCCAGCAACAACAACGAGUGGAAGGCCUCGGAGGACAUCAACAACCUGAAGAACGGCCUCGGGGGGCUGCUGAGCAGCAACAACAACGGCACCGGCAACGGGCACAGUCUGCGCGAGAAGUAUGCCCACGAGCAGGCGCCGCUGACGGGCGGCUACAAGCUGCCAGCACGCUCCAGCGAGUCGGAUGAGUCGGAUGACUUUGACUCGGACCUCAACGGCGGCGCCGACGAGGGCUCCAGCUGCGGGCUCUUCGGCUGCCGUCCGCGCUGGGCGCGCCGCUUCGCCUCGACGCACGUGUUCAUGGUGGUGUUCCUGCUGGCGUACAUACUGCAGGGCAUGUACAUGACCUACUUCGUGUCGGUGAUCACCACCAUCGAGAAGCUCUUCCAGAUCAAGUCCAAGACCACGGGCCUGCUGCUGAGCGCCAGCGAGAUGGGCCAGAUCUGCACGGCCAUGCUGCUCACGUAUUUCGCGGGACGGGGACAUCGUCCGCGGUGGAUUGCCUGCGGCAUGGUGCUCUUCUCCAUUGCAGCCUUUGCCUGUGCGCUGCCACACUUCAUUUUCGGGGAGCAGCUGAUGCACUCGAGCGUGAUCCUGCAGCAGCAGCAGCCCGCGCUGUCGGAGUCCUCGCUGCUGUGGCACAAUGCCAGCCGCGAGCUGCUCAAUCCGAAUCUCUGCCACUUGGGCGGCAACGGCUCGCUGGCCGGCAGCGAGUGCAACGAGGAGCGGCAGCUGGAGCAGGCCUCCCACUCAAAGAUCACCGUCAUCGUUCUGUGCAUCUUCUUUGGCAGCUUGCUCAGCUCGGGCAUUGGCCAGACGGCGGUGGCCACGCUGGGCAUUCCCUACAUCGAUGACAAUGUCGGCAGCAAGCAGUCGCCCAUGUACAUGGCCGUCACCAUUGGCAUGCGCAUCCUGGGACCCGCCUCCGGCUUCAUCUUUGGCAGCUUCUGCACCCGCUGGUACGUGAACUUCUCGAAUCCGGGCUUCGAUGCCAGCGACCCGCGCUGGAUUGGCGCCUGGUGGCUGGGCCCCGUGGCCAUUGGCAGCCUCAUGCUGCUGACCUCCAUUGCCAUGUUCUCGUUCCCCAAGCAGCUGCGCGGCAAGCAGCAAACGCAGGCUCAAGCGGUGGCCGCUGCGGCAGCUGCAGCCGAAACGGAGGAGAAACCCAAGCUGAAGGAUUUCCCCAAGACAGUGCGCCGGCAGCUGAGCAACGACAUACUGAUGUUCCGCACUGCCUCGUGUGUGUUCCACUUGCUGCCCAUUGCCGGGCUGUACACGUUCCUGCCCAAGUACCUGGAGACACAGUUCCGACUGGCCACCUACGAUGCCAACAUGAUUGCCGCCUUCUGUGGCAUUCUCGUCAUGGGCAUUGGCAUUGUCAUCUCGGGGCUGUUCAUCCUCAAGCGCAAACCCACCGCUCAGGGUGUAGCCGCCUGGAUAGCCUUCACCGCUUUGGUUUACUCCGCUGGCAUGAUCAUCCUGAUGUUCAUUGGCUGCAGCAUGGAUGACUUUGCCGGCUACAAGGCUGGCAAUGCCAACAGUCCCGCUCUGAUCGAGCCCACUUGCAGCGCAGCAAUCAAUUGUACCUGUGAUAAGGAGAACUUUGCACCGAUCUGUGCCGAUGGUACGAUGUAUAUAUCGGCCUGCCAUGCCGGCUGCAGCACCAGCUCGCUGCGGCCCAGCGAUAAUCGCACACUCUACUCGGAUUGUGCUUGCAUUCCAGAUGCUGCGGAGGCGGUCAACGGUUACUGUGAUAAUAACUGCAAGAACUUCAUCUACUUUAUAUUGAUCUUUGCCAUUUGUGUAUUUAUGCAUUCCACCUCCGAGGUGGGCAGCAUGCUGCUCGUCAUGCGCUGCACACAUCCCAAAGACAAAGCCAUGGCCAUGGGUGUCAUACAGUCGGCCAUUGGGCUAUUUGGGAAUGUUCCGUGUCCCAUCAUCUACGGCGCUGUGGUGGACUCUGCCUGCCUCAUUUGGAAGUCGGUGUGUGGCAAGCAUGGUGCCUGCUCGCUCUACGAUGCGGAUACCUUCAGGCAUUACUUCUUAGGCAUCACGGCUGGCAUCAUGUUUCUGGCUUUUCUCAUGGAUCUGGUGGUGUGGCGCAAGGCGCAUCGCAUUGACAUUGCACCCGAGGAUCCACAGGAGGGUGGCACAGCAACGGCCAAUGGCCGCUCCCUGGAUGUGUCCGAGUCAAAGCAACCCAUUAGCCCGGCGCCAGACACCACUGUUUAGAUCUGGGUGCAACAUUUGGGGAACAGGACGGGACACAGACACACGCAUUGCAGGAAACUCUGCAAGAUUUCCAAUAAACGUUAAACCUUAAUUGUUAAUUAGUUAUCAUUUUGUCUAGUUGUUUAGCCUAGUGCAAGAGUUAUGUAAUUAGUUAUACCCCCUACCCCUCUGCCCUACUCUAUCCCAUAUACUCGUAGGAAUUAUGGUAAACGAUUUUGAAAUCUGUGUAAAUCUCAACGUUAUAGUCGAAAAGAAGGAUCGAAGCAAAUAAUAAUGUAAUUGUAGCAAACACUAUCGAGAUGCUAUCGAUUAAUGAUCGAUGAUCGAUGAUCGAUAGAAAAUUGUGCAAAAUGGCCACAAACAAAAAAAUGAGAUAAAUCUACUCUAAAAUUGUAUGUAAAAGCUAUAACUGAUGUAUGAUGUAUGUUUUAUACUUAUAUUUGUAUGUGUAAUUACGCGUUAUAUACUAGACAUUUACAUACACAUUGAUGUACAUUUAUGUAUGUAUGUAAUGGCAACCUAUCUGUGGUAGUUAAAUUUUAGUUAAAAUUCAAAUUAAAUGUCUAAGUUUGUCAUAAAACAGCAGCAGCAGCAACAACAACAAUAUACGAAAAGAAAUUAAA
Molecule: messenger RNA, 4152 nt
Organism: Drosophila subobscura
Lineage: Eukaryota; Metazoa; Arthropoda; Insecta; Diptera; Drosophilidae
Gene: Oatp74D
Product: solute carrier organic anion transporter family member 74D
Exons: 7
Coding region: 1028-3529 (833 amino acids)
Biological process (GO): sodium-independent organic anion transport; transmembrane transport
Cellular component (GO): membrane
Molecular function (GO): protein binding
Source: RefSeq, a predicted model, not a curated record